AUGGACGUUGGCGCCUCCGAGAGCCGCUCCGGAAACAAAUCCGGAGACCGAUCUAUGAGGAUGAAGAGAUACAUCUCCGAGUGCCUGAUGCGAGCCAUGGAAAUUGACCGCGUCCGUGCCUUGCGCAUGAUCAACUCCUAUCGAUCUAAGUGGCUCGAUGUGAUGGAGAGCCGAGACGUCAAUGAGAUGGAGACUCUCGACGAGUAUCUGGUCUUCAGAAACCUCAACGGAGGUAUGGAGGCCUUCUGGAGCAUGGUGACGUUUGGUAUGGCAGUCGACAUAUCGGCAGCGGAUAUGAACCAGCUUCGUCCCAUGUUCCAAGCGGCGGAGUCGGCUCUUGUCCUGACGAACGACUACUGGAGCUGGGAUCGUGAGUGGCGGCACGCUCAGCGAACUCAAAACCCCAGAAUCGUCAACGCCAUCCACCUGUUCAUGCGAGCCAAAGGCAUGUCGCUUGAAGAAGCGAGGGAAACAGUACGGCAGCGGAUUCUAGCUUACGAGGCCGAUUAUCUGAGAGCCAAGGAGGAGUUCUAUAAACUGAAUCCUCACAUUCCGUUGCAUGUGAAGAGAUACAUCGAGGUUUGUGGGGUCAUCGUUGCCGGCAACCACUAUUGCGAUGAAAGCACCUCCUUAGCCGAGUACGCUUCUGAGGAGGGUGUGGAAACGACAUCGGGACCAUGCAGCUCCAGCUAUGCUUCCCCUAAGUCAUCCUCCGUAAUGACCCCGUCGCUCUCUGAGACUUUCGGAUUCAUGAUGGUUCAUGACGAAAAACCAGCAAGAGCGAGCGACAGAGCUCUCCUUGCCCCGUGCGACUACAUUCGCUCAAUGCCAUCCAAGGGCUUACGUUCUUUGAUGGUCGAGGCCCUCGAUCAAUGGUUACUCGUCGACGACAGUUCGCUUGAACAGAUAAAAGCCAUCAUCGACUUGCUCCACAAUUCGUCUCUCAUACUCGAUGACAUCGAAGAUAACUCGGCUCUCCGAAGAGGCUUCCCUGCAACCCACAUGGUCUUCGGGCAGGCGCAGUCGAUCAACGCCGCCAAUUUCAUGUUCGUCCGCGCCGUUCAGCUCACUCAAACUCUGGAGAGCCCCGAGUGUCUUGAAACCCUGCUCGAUGAGCUCGAGUGUCUGUUCACGGGCCAAAGCUGGGACCUCUACUGGAAGUUCCAUCUUCAGGUCCCGACGGAGGAGGAGUAUUUUGAGAUGAUCGACAGCAAGACCGGCGCGAUGUUUCGUCUCCUUGCGCGGCUCAUGUAUCAAAAGAGUCACGUCAUCGCCGCCAGCAACAGCCAUCGCACAAUCUCCCCAUGCGAGACGUUGCGUCUUUUGGACAAGAUGUGUCGCCUUUUCGGUCGGUUUUUCCAGAUCAGGGAUGACUUUAUGAAUCUGAACUCCACCGAAUAUUCCGACCAGAAAGGAUUUUGCGAAGACUUGGAUGAGGGGAAAAUGUCAUACCCUCUCAUCAUGGUCAUGAGACAGAAUCCUGAACGAAAGGAUCAGAUCAUCGGAAUAUUCAGGCAACAGGCUGCAAAUUCAUCCAGAGCAAACAUGACCGAGCCAGCGCGUCUAUCAUAUGAGACAAAGCGGUUCAUUCUGGGUAUCAUCAAGAAAUCCAAAGUCAUGCAUCAGACUCUUGAAAAGAUACGGGAGCUGGAAUCCGCCGCUGAAGACUCGAUUGGUGAGUUGGAAGGGGCGUUCGGUGAGACCAAUCCGGUCAUGCGUAUUCUACUCGGGAGACUUAGUGUGCGAGAUGUUGUUCUCACCUAA
Messenger RNA from Colletotrichum karsti, 1764 nucleotides. RefSeq names its product geranylgeranyl pyrophosphate synthase. The transcript has 3 exons. The record is from RefSeq and is a predicted model, not a curated record. Bases 1 to 1764 code for a protein of 587 amino acids. NCBI's taxonomy places the organism in Eukaryota, Fungi, Ascomycota, Sordariomycetes, Glomerellales, Glomerellaceae. Gene Ontology annotation, biological process: isoprenoid biosynthetic process. Gene Ontology annotation, molecular function: prenyltransferase activity.